CUGUGGAGAUUGCGCUUAUCGCUUCAUAGUCAUCGCCACUUCGUGCUAGUCAACACCGGUGGCAUUCGCGUCCUGGAUGGCUGCACUUGGUACUCCGGUGUGAGAUUUUCCCCCGAGGACUUUUGACUUUUAAAUAAACAACUAUGACUGACCCAACGACACAAGAAACCAUUCCGGUCCCGGAUCCCACAAUUGUGGAUCCUUCGGCUAUAAGAAACGGCGGAUUCGCUCCGGAUGCGAACCUGUCUAAAAGACCGAGUCAGGGCGACCCUUUCAGUAUGGACCGGGACCAAGAGAUGAAAAUCACCGACAGCGUUGAGGGACAAGGCCUGUUGGAAAGCAGCACGAGACUAAAACCUCAUGAGGCCCAGGACUACAGGAAGAAGGCAUUGUGGGUGUCAUGGAUCUCCAUAGUGGUGACAAUCAUCCUGGCAGUGGCAGCCUUCACUGUUUCAUUCAUGAGACACAGUGCCUCAGCCUUUGGAUUUGCUUUCGAUGCCACGUUGGACGUGUUAUCUUCAAUCAUCGUGCUGUGGCGCUAUAGCAACGCUGCGGCUGUCCAUUCCGCCCAUAGGGAGUACAUAGCGUGUGUGGUCCUUGGGGUGGUCUUCAUACUUUCUUCCCUGUGCAUUCUGGGAAAAGCCAUCCAUGACCUGGCCACCAAGCUGCUUCCUGAAGUGGAUGACUUCCUCUUCAGCGUGUCCAUUGUCAGUGGGAUUAUGUGUGUCGUCCUGGCUGUGCUCAAGUUCCUGCUGGGAAGAGUGUUGACCAGCCGAGCUCUCAUCACUGACGCGUUUAACUCCAUGGUGGGAGGCAUCAUGGGUUUCUCCAUCCUCAUCAGUGCUGAGGUGUUCAGACACCACCCAGACAUCUGGUACCUGGAUGGAUCCAUCGGAGUCAUCAUCGGACUUGUCAUCCUCGCCUAUGGGAUCAAACUGCUACUGGACAUGGUACCCCGGGUGAAACAAACCAGGAACUAUGAGCGCUUUGAGUGAGUUAACCACCAGAAGAUUGGGAUGCUCCCAGCACCAGGGUCAAACAUCCAGCCCUCCCCUACGCCUCUUCCCUCUCUCUCUCUCGCUCUCUCUCUCUCUCACUCACACACACACACACACACGUGCAUGUACAGAGGACAUAUUUUCACACACUUGUCUGGAGAGACAGAAGGAAGGGCAAAACAACAAGACAUUUAGAUGUUGUCAGUCUGUACAGCUACCCCUUAAUCAAGAUUUUUCCCCUAGCCAUCCCCUCCGACAAUUUCUCCUUACCUUCUGGCACAUUCUGUCCAUUAUUACUGCUACUCAGAGCCAUGGGGAAAGCAAGUAGGGAAUGGAAAAGGGGGAGAAAAUGUAUAGGAACAGGUUGGUGUUAACAGCUGGUCCAGGGGGCGCAUGUCUUUUUGAACAUCUUACAGUUGCUAAGCGAUCUGGAAGUCCAGGCAUUUUGAAGGUACAAAAUGAUCACUUUCAUAUUGACCCAACCUAGUGGGAUCUUUAGUCAAAUACCACAUUUUCCACGCCAACCCUCUUUAGUACGUUUUUCCUACCAGGACCUAACACAUAAUGGUUUGUGACGUUCUCAAUCAUUUCAAUCCAUUUGUGUUGUUAGAACCUAAAUAAAUUAUACUCAGGCCCGCUGCUGGCAACGAGCGGGGUAGAGUGGAACACUGCUUCUAUAUCCUGCCCCGGUCUGUUAUGACUGAACUCUAGUUCUGCGUGAGUCUCCAUUGCUAUCUACGAUUAGCAGCUACAUACUGCAGUAUAGACAGACUCAUAGGAACUGGAGCUACAUCUGUGCGCAGGUCACACAGCUUGAGUCCCAUGCUGUAAAUGAAUGUGCUCUCUGCCAGUUCUUUAUCUCCCUUCUUUUGACAUUACAGAGCACAGAAAUAAAUCACACAUAUAUGUAUCCCUCUGGGACUGGACAUCCAGUCAGACCUUCUCUGGCUACAGAUAGGAAAGAGAAAGAGCAAUAGAGAGGUCCUUAACUGGCCGGUAUCUGGAAGGGUUGUCUGUAGAGCUGUGGUAAAAAAAAGAAAAAAAGAAGAGAACUACACACAUGCAAAGCACAGAAUAUCAGACCUUGACCUGGAGCAAAGGACAGAGUAGUUAAAAGUUAACGUUGACUUUCGGGGCUCAGGGCGAAAAGCAAACUGUCGGCAUCAGUGAAACUAUGACAUUACAGUGUCACACCUAAGGUCUGAAAACAAAGCACACGCGUCAGUCACGGCACAGCCACGCACCCUCCCGACCUCACUAAGCACAUGGAGUUGCUCAUCCAUAAGGGAGCAAAAUCCCCAUUCCGCUGUGAGCUACUGGAGAAAGGUCAGGUAGCUACAGUAAUAACAGAUGUGCUCACCCGUACUGUUUUGUUCUAAACAGCAGUGUCGAAUCCUGUCAUAAUAAUGACUUCAUCCCUCUUCAAUGUCCUUAAUUAUCUAGUCAUGGACUUAAUUAUCUAGUCAUGUUUCAGUCUAUGCCAUCAAUGCUCAGAGCUCUGAACUAAGACAUUAACAGCCAGCUCAUUUAUUUGGCAUACGUUGUUUCUAUUUAUAAUGGUAUAUAUUUAUCUUUAUCAUUAUAUAGUAAGACAAAGAAAGAGAGCAAUUCUUUUUCACGUGAGACAAAAGUGACUGGUUCAGGUAGCGUUUGUAGAACACUGUAUUACAACAUCGUAUUAAUGAAUCGUAUUAACAAAGUGUGAAUUGUCAUGCUGUAGAUAAUAGAUGAUUACGUGCCAUGUUUCACAAAUACUAUACUUCAUGUGGGGAUACAUUCAAGUUUGAGCAAAAUGAAUACACAGAUCCCCAUUUAAUCUGCCUGUCCUGAUGAACAGGAAUCAACACAGACCCUCAAUAUGGUGUGAGGCCAUUGUUCACUAUCAGAGAACAGCGUCGCAGCAUAUUGAAUGAUCAUUAAGGGCGAUGUCCUUUAUUUUACUGGUUUCCUUUGCUUAACCCUGAUAGUAGUAAUGCGAGCAUGUUUCGUGUAUACUGUACGUAAAUUACUGUAAAUACAGAACAUGAAAUGUGUAUACAUGUUCAAUACACUCUUUAGUGAUAGGCUUCUAGCUGUACUGAACCAAUAUAAAUAGACUUGACAGAUUAAUUGUUUUAGUGUUUGUUCUUCUCCAAAUUCUAGAUUACUAUUAGAUUCCAUUUAAGUCCUAAUGUGCGUUUUUACACUGUAGGUUCUGCUCAGGCUUGAGUUAAAACACUGGAAACAUUCUGAAAUAGCAGUUUUCUUUACAUGUCUAUUUCAAGAUUUCACAGUGUGAUGUGUUCAAAGCAAAUCUUCUCAGAUCACCAACAGCACAUUCAUUUGUAUCAUCCCUUCCUCCACAAAGAGGGCAAUCACCUCAAGUCUUGGAAGAAGAAAAGCACAUGUUAGACAUUGAAUAGUAUAAGAGCCCCAGACAUACAGUGGGUAAGAAAGUAAUUAUACCAUUACAUUGACAGUUGAAUUUACUACAAAUAAGUAUAAAUAUUAUACAAAUACUGAGCUGUUGUAUAUAGUCUGCAAAUUCCCAAAGUUUGGAAAUGAUGUUAUUCUAUACUAAUAUAAUUUUGUUUAAAGUAAUUAAAAGGUACUCAAAAAAGGGUCAAAUUACAGAAUGUACACCUAUGUUUUCAAUAUCUUUUAAUACCUCACCUACCUCAGAAUAAUGGCACUGAGUGUUUUGCUGAAAUGUUUUAUAAUUUGUAACAGAUUUUGAGGGAUCAUAGACCAUUCCUCCAGAAUCUUUCCAGAGCCUUCACCUGUGCUUAUGGACUUGACGCUUUUUUGCGUCCACGGUUCUCGGGGUCAACAUCGUAAUUAACUUUCACCAGUACCAGGAUAUUUAGGCAAAAACUGUUAGGCAUUCUCCAGAAGGCUGACAACUUGGCGGCUAGGGGGAUUUUACAGCGAGAGAACUCCAAGCACACAUCCUAAUUAACAUUUUGCCUUGUUCAUCCCAGUCUCCACACUUCAAGCUAGUUUUAGAAGAACCAAUAUGAAAGAAUGUUGAAAGAUUCUUCAACUCAUAAAACAUUUUAGAAAAGGCUUAGUGCUGUUAUAAAGUGAGGUACUGAAAGGUUAAAAGAAAAAUCACUUUCUAUAUAUUAUAUUAGUAAACAAAUAAUAAUUUCAAUUUUAUUUUAUUUUUUGCAUACAAUAAAGUUCUUUAUAUGAAUUAUUUAUUAACUUUUUUUUAGUUGAACCUUUAUCAAUGGUGCACUAGUAUUCUCAGCUCAGUGGGUAGUUAAAUAAAUUGUAUAUUUUGUAUUGUGAUCUAAUUAUGUUACAAUACUGUACUUGAAUCAUCCCUGAUCUUACAUUUAAAUUACAUUAAAUUGUCCGUGUUCACUGCUUGUAAGGGCAGUAUACAUUCACACUAACACUAACUGCCUCAUUGCUUGAAUAUAAAGAUAAUCUAAAAGAUUUAAUUGUCAUUUUCUGUUGAAUUUGAAACUCUUUAUACUCAUGCCAGUGUAUGAUGUCGUACAUCUGAGUCUCAUACAACUGAGUAUUGUAAGGUGAAUAUACUGUAGAUGUGAUAAAUUGACUGAUGUUAUUAUAUAUAUAUAUAUAUAUAAUGGAAAUCAUUUAUUUGUGUAGUGUUGUAAUUGGCAGCAAUGCCUGUUGACUUAAUUGGCCUGUGCAUUGUAUUGGUAAUACUAGGACUGACCCAGGGAGAGAUAGAAACACAUGGGAGGAAUGCACACACACUAACUCAAAGCCCGUUUCACUAGUUUGAACAUGUGCAACAAUAGCGAUGCCUUCUACUGAUAAUUAAUUAAAUUAAAUUAUAGCAAUACUAGCCCUUUUCACUGCUUAGCUUUGCAUGGGCUGCCGCAAACCCUAGCGUUCUACAAUAAUAUGCUGUUAGCUUUUUCUAAAACACACACACAAACAAUUGUAGAGAUAUGUCAUCUUAAUGUAAAUUAUGACUGUGAACAGUUUGAGUGUAGAGCGAUGUGUCUGAUUGUAAAUAUUCUGAUGGUAUUACAGAUUAUGUAAACACUAUGUAUAUUUAUGUAGGACACAUAUCUGACAAUGUGAAACCUCUUUCUCACGGAGGAAAAGUUUUGUUAAAGAAUAAAGUUUUAUCCUGCUCAAA
This is a messenger RNA of Esox lucius (northern pike), 5100 nucleotides long. RefSeq names its product transmembrane protein 163a (gene tmem163a). The coding region runs from base 144 to 995 and encodes 283 amino acids. The record is from RefSeq and is a predicted model, not a curated record. Lineage: Eukaryota; Metazoa; Chordata; Actinopteri; Esociformes; Esocidae. Gene Ontology annotation, cellular component: synaptic vesicle membrane. The transcript has 8 exons. Gene Ontology annotation, molecular function: zinc ion binding.